Messenger RNA from Podarcis raffonei (Aeolian wall lizard), 4874 nucleotides. Its product is annotated as aldehyde oxidase 4-like. The record is from RefSeq and is a predicted model, not a curated record. Lineage: Eukaryota; Metazoa; Chordata; Lepidosauria; Squamata; Lacertidae. The transcript has 35 exons. Gene Ontology annotation, molecular function: NAD binding; iron ion binding; FAD binding. The coding region runs from base 386 to 4426 and encodes 1346 amino acids.
UCUCCUCUUUUGACCUUUCAGUGCCCUGUUCAAUUGAAAAGGGAGACCAGUACAGAAAGGCAUACUUGGCUUAGGACGAUUACAAUGGUUUCUGUGUCAACCAGUUAUUUUGCUUUUUAAAAACAAAACCUUAGAUAUAAAAGCAUCUGCCACCUGCAAGAAACCUUAAUUUAUUACAACCAUGCAUCAAAUUUAUGAUUAGCGAGGAAGAAAAGCUCUUCCAACCGAUUCCACUCUGGCUCCUCCUCUUCACCUAUAUAAUUUGUCGCUCGGUUCUGGGCAACACAGACCAAAGCGGUGGUGGAAGCAACUGUAGAAUCUGUAUUUCCCCCCCUCCUUUUACUUAAUAUCUGACAGUUUUCAAGGUGUGCUUUCAUACAGCAGAAUGGCUAAUCCCCAACAAUCGGAUGAGCUGAUUUUUUUUGUGAACGGAAGGAAGGUGAUAGAAAAAUCUGCUGAUCCUGAAGAACUGCUGCUUAAUUACCUGAGAAAGGGGCUCUGCCUCACAGGAACGAAGUAUGGCUGUGGAAUUGGAGGCUGCGGGGCUUGCACUGUGAUGAUAUCAACAUACAACCCAGACACCAAGAAGAUACGACAUUAUCCAGCCAACUCGUGCCUACUUCCAUUAUGCCUGUUGUAUGGCGCUGCAGUAACGACCGUGGAAGGAGUUGGAAGUACGAAAACCAAGCUCCAUCCCAUUCAGGAAAGGCUUGCAAAGUGCCACGGCUCCCAGUGUGGCUUCUGCACUCCUGGGAUGGUGAUGUCUAUGUAUUCGCUCUUAAGAAAUAACCCGGAACCUACCAUGGAUCAGAUAACUGCGUGCCUGGAUGGCAAUUUGUGCCGUUGCACAGGAUACAGACCUAUAGUUGACAGCUUCAGUGCUUUCUCUCCGGAAUCCUGCCCACUGGCAGGGAGUGGGAAAUGUUGCAUGGAUAAAGAAGGGAAAGAGAAAGAAGGGAAGGAGAAAGAAAGUAAAGAGGAACACUCGUGUUCCAGAGAAGGAAACCGGAUGUGCUCAGGUCUAUGCAAGCCUGAAAGAUUUCAUCCCAUUGACCCAACCCAGGAUUAUAUAUUUCCUCCUGAACUAAUGAGAUUGGCUGAAGAGAGCAAAGGAAAAACUCUGGUUUUCAAUGGAGAGAGAACCACCUGGAUUUCUCCCGUGUCUCUGCAAGAGCUUGUCAACCUGAAAGCCAACUACCCAGAUGCACCUCUUGUUGUAGGAAAUACAAGUGUAGGACUUGAUAUGAAACUUCUUUCUGUCUAUCAUCCCGUUCUCCUUCAUCCUACUAGGAUCCCAGAUCUGCAUGUUACUGAAGUUGGAGACAGUGGGAUCUUGAUCGGCGCAGCAAUCCAUCUUGCCCAACUGAGGGACUUCCUAUUAACCAUCAUCCCAGAACUCCCAAUGGAAAAGUCAAAGAUUUAUGGUGUGCUGCUGAAGCAACUGAGGACCCUUGCUGGAGAACAAAUUAGGAAUUUGGCGUCUUUAGGAGGACAUAUUGUGAGCAGAGGAUCGACCUGGGAUCUGAACCCUGUCCUGGCAGCUGGGAAUGCGCUUCUCAAUCUGGUAUCAAUAGAUGGAUCACGACAGAUUCCCUUGAAUGAUGAAUUCCUUGCGGGCUUGCCACAGGCAGACCUUUCACCAAGAGAGGUCAUAGUCUCUGUUUUUAUCCCUUUCUCCAAGGAAGAUGAAUUUGUGUCAGCAUUCCGGCAGGCUGAGCGCCGAAAAAAUGCAUUGUCUGUGACAAAUUCUUCAAUGAGAGUCCUUUUCCAGCCAGGCACUGGUGUCAUCAAGGACAUGGCUAUUUUAUAUGGUGGCAUUGGUCCUACCACAGUGAGCGCAAGAAAUACCUGUCAGAAGCUCAUUGGAAGCAACUGGGACGAAGAGAUGCUGAAUGAAGCUUGCAGGCUAAUUCUUGAAGAAAUUAUCCUCUCUCCUUCAGCCCCGGGUGCAAAAGUGGAAUACAGGCGGACUCUGCUUGUCAGCUUCUUCUUCAGAUUUUAUCUGCAAGUGCUACAAGGUUUAAAGAACAUGAAUCCAUCUAAGUAUCCUGACUUGCCAAAGAAAUACGCCAGUGCUUUAGGCGAGUUCCGUGAGAAACCACCUCAGGGUAUGCAAAUAUACCAGGAUGUAGACCCUCAUCAGCCUCCUCAGGACCCAGUGGGGCGUCCCAUCAUGCACCAGUCUGGUAUUAAACAUGCCACCGGUGAAGCAGACUAUGUCGACGACAUGCCUCCAGAGGAAGGGCAGCUCUACAUGGCUGUGGUCACCAGCACAUACGCCCACGCAAAGAUUCUAUCCAUUGAUGUGUCAGAGGCCUUAGAAGAACCAGGGGUGGUUGCCGUGGUAACAGCAGCUGAUAUUCCAGGGCAUAAUGGUGAUGGAAAAGAGGAAGUUUUUGCUAGCGAAGAGGUACUAUAUAUCGGCCACAUUAUCUGCGGUGUGGUUGCAGAAUCCUACGAGUGUGCAAAGCAAGCCAGAAGAAAAGUGAAGAUAGAGUACCAAGAACUGGAACUGAUCCUGACCAUUGAGGAAGCAGUUAAGCAUAAGUCAUUCUUGACAGAAGAAAAGAAAAUAGAAAGGGGAAACGUUACAGAAUCAUUUAAGAAUGUUGAGAACAUCAUUGAAGGCGAAAUCCAUGUCGGAGGGCAAGAGCAUUUUUACCUGGAAACAGACAGUGUGUUUGUCGUUCCAAGAAAAGAGGAUAAGGAAAUGGAUAUAUAUACGUCUACCCAAUAUGGUUCGAAAGUCCAGCAAACAGUGGCUUCAGCAUUAAAUGUUCAAGCCAAUAGGAUCAUGACCCACACAAGGCGAGUUGGCGGAGCUUUUGGGGGAAAGAGUACAAAACCUUCAUUUUUUGCCGCAGCUGCAGCAGUUGCUGCACACAAAACUGGCCGCCCGGUCCGUUUUAUCAUGGAGCGAGAUGAUGACAUGCUAAUACCUGGAGGUCGACAUCCUCUUUGGGGGCAAUAUAAAGUGGGAUUCACGAAUGAUGGCAAAAUCAAAGCUGUUGAUCUUUUGUUCUACGUAAAUGGCGGGUGUACACCUGAUGAAUCAGAACUGGUAAUAGACUACGUUGUGCUAAAGAGUUGCAACGCAUAUGAUAUCCCCAACUUCCGAAGCCGUGGAUGGGCCUGUAAGACUAACUUGCCGUCGAACACUGCCUUUCGAGGAUUUGGAUUCCCACAGACAGCCCUUACUGCAGAAACAUGGGUGGCAGCUGUGGCAGAUCAUCUUGGCUUGCCACAUGACCAGGUCCGGUGGAUGAACAUGUACAAAGGAGUAUCCGAGACUCCCUACAAAGAAGAGGUUGAUGCUACAAAUCUUGUCGCAUGUUGGAAAGAGUGCCUGGAGAAGUCUGAUUACUACAACAGGAGAAAAGCAGCAGAAGAAUUUAACAAGCAAAACUACUGGAAGAAGAAAGGGAUUGAGAUAAUUCCUAUGCUGUUUUCGGUUGGAUUUAAUACCACAUAUUACCACCAGGCUAUAGCUCUGGUCCACAUCUAUCUGGAUGGGUCUGUGCUGGUGUCCCAUGGUGGAGUAGAAAUGGGACAAGGAUUAUACACCAAGAUGUUACAGGUUGCCAGCCACGAAUUGAAGAUACCAUUGUCUUACGUACAUCCUUAUGAAACAACUUCAGUAACAAUACCUAAUGCGGUGGUCACCGCAGGAUCAAUUGGCACUGAGGUCAAUGGGAAAGCAGUCCAGAAUGCCUGCCAAAUUCUCCGGAAGCGGCUAGAACCAAUAAUGAAGAAAAACCCUCAGGGGAAAUGGGAAGAUUGGAUUACGGAAGCUUAUGAGGAAAGCAUCAACCUCUCAGCUACAGGCUACUUCAAAGGAUAUGUCACCAAUAUGGACUGGAAGACAGGAGAAGGCCACGCAUUUCCAUAUUACGUUUUUGGUACUUCUUGUUCAGAGGUUGAGAUUGACUGCCUGACAGGUGAUCAUAAGAACAUCCGAACAGACAUUGUCAUGGAUGCCUGCUUCAGCAUCAAUCCAGCUGUUGACAUAGGACAGAUUGAAGGCGGCUUUAUGCAGGGACUUGGACUUUAUACGAUGGAAGAAAUAUAUUUCUCCCCAGAAGGACAGCAGUACACGCUGGGUCCAGACACAUAUAAAAUUCCUGCUGUCUGUGAUGUCCCAGAACAGUUUAGAAUCUACCUCUUGCCAAACUCAAGAAACCCAAUUGCAAUCUACUCCUCCAAGGGUGUAGGUGAAGCUGGAGUAUUCCAAGCAUGCUCUGUGUUUUUUGCUAUACGGGAUGCAGUGGCUGCCGCCCGGAAGGAAAGAGGAUUGCACCGUGUUUUCACAAUGGACAGUCCACUGAACAUAGAAAGGAUUCGCAUGGCCUGUGUUGAUGACUUUACAGAGAUGAUUCCAAAGGACAAGCCUGGGACCUAUAAACCAUGGGCUAUUGAAGUAGACUAACGUCCUGGUUUUCCGCCAAAGUUUUUUGCUUUUGUAUGUUCUUCCUCAGUUGCAGUUGCAGUCUAAUCACACACAAGAAGGACAAUGAUAUUAAUUUCAGCUGUGCAAGAUUUUUAAAAAUUACCAAUGUACGAAAACAAAUCUGUGAAUUUCAGCAGGCGUAUAAUCAAGCAUAGACGUCAUAUAAGGGAUAAGAAAAUUUAAUUCCAAACUGUGAGAAUUAGCAACCGUAUAUCUACAUCUGUGAUUUGUGUUCAUAUUGUAUUGUAAUGGCCAUUGACAUCUACAUCUCUAACUGUAGGCAUAUAAAAUGCUGUAAUUAGGUGGCUGCCUACCAGGCACACAGAUACACCUCAGCUUUUAUUCAGAGGAGUUAGAGAGGGGUGAGAUUUGGUUUGGGCUUUGAGGAUCAUGUGGGUGUAGGGAGAAUCAUUUAGUAAAUGUUAGG